CCUUCAAGGCCCACCCAACCUUGGUGAGGACCCAGGUCACCAUGGGGACGUUGGUGGUGGGCGCCGAACGCUACGAGGUGGUGGGCGCCGUGGGGCGGGGGACCUUCGGGGAGGUGACACGAGGUUGGCGGAGGAGCACGGGGGAGAUGGUGGCCAUCAAGAUCUUGAGGAACGAAGGUCACCGUGGCCAAGUGGCCAAAAACGAGUUGAGGUUGCUCCGGGCUUUGAGGGAGGUGGACGCCGAAGAGUCGCACGUGGUCCGGUUCCUGGAGUCCUUCACCGACGGCGUCUUCACCUACUUGGUCUUCGAGUUGUUGGAGAGGAACCUCUUGGAUUUCCAAAAACAGAACAACUUCUCGCCGUUGCCCGUCCGUCACAUCCGCACCAUCACGGCCCAAGUGUUGGCCGCUUUGGUCAAGUUGAAGGAGCUUUCCAUCAUCCACGCCGACCUCAAACCGGAGAACAUCAUGUUGGUUGACCACGCCCGUUAUCCUUUUCGGGUCAAACUCAUCGAUUUUGGUUCCUCCAGCAUCUUCCCCGAAAUCCGGCACGUGGAGGAACCCUACAUCCAAUCCCGUUUCUACCGGGCCCCCGAAAUCUUGUUGGGUUUGCCCUUCUGCGAGAAGGUGGACGUCUGGUCUUUGGGUUGCGUGGUGGCCGAGCUCCACUUGGGUUGGCCCCUCUACCCGGGCCUCAACGAGUACGAGCAGGUCCGUUACAUCUGCUCCACCUUGGGCCUACCUCGGGGCGAGCUCCUCCGCGCCGCCCGCAAGACGUGGACCUUCUUCCGUUGGGUUCCUCAUCCCACCGGUUCUUGGCAGCUCAAACCACCGGGCGAAGCGACGGCGAAACCACCGGAGAGGAGGAAAUACGUCUUCUCCUCUUUGGACCAGUUGGCCGUGGUCAACCUCAUCCGGCCGACGUCUUCUCCCAACCAGGAGGUCUUGGCCGAGAGGUGCGACCUCCGGGGGAUGGUGGAGUUGGUCAAGAGGAUGCUCACCUGGGACUCGCACGAGAGGAUCGUGCCCAGCGCCGCCCUCCAACACCCCUUCAUCUCCUUGCAGCAGGUCAAGGCCGGCUUCGGGGCCACCAGGUACUACCAGCUCUGCCAAGAAGACCUGAGGGCAUCACGGAAGGGUGACCUCAAGGGGGUCCAGACCUUCUCCGACCAUGAGGAUGGUGCCUUCGGCCCCACCAGUCGUCGCGGCAUCCAGAAGACCAUCAACCGGAUGGAUGGGUUGAGCUUGGCCAAGCCCGUUGGGGUCAUGGGGGACGUCAAGCGCCGGGAGGUCCACCAGGUCCUCGUCCCCCCACGUCCUGACCCACGGUGGUGCCACCAGAGUCACCCACGGCCCGAGAUGGGACCCACCGGGGUGUUGGGGUCCCUCCAAGGGUGGCAGGAGAGAGGUCACGGCCGAGGUGGGGUGGGCUUUGGUGGCCCCACGGAGAAGAACCCGCCCGGGGAACCCUACGCCUCGUCCCACGGCCAGGAUGGUGCCUUCGGCCCCACCAGUCGUCGUGGCAUCCAGAAGACCAUCAACCGGAUGGAUGGGUUGAGCUUGGCCAAGCCCGUUGGGGUCAUGGGGGACGUCAAGCGCCGGGAGGUCCACCAGGUCCUCGUCCCCCCACGUCCUGACCCACGGUGGUGCCACCAGAGUCACCCACGGCCCGAGAUGGGACCCACCGGGGUGUUGGGGUCCCUCCAAGGGUGGCAGGAGAGAGGUCACGGCCGAGGUGGGGUGGGCUUUGGUGGCCCCACGGAGAAGAACCCGCCCGGGGAACCCUACGCCUCGUCCCACGGCCAG
Molecule: messenger RNA, 1805 nt
Organism: Calidris pugnax (ruff)
Lineage: Eukaryota; Metazoa; Chordata; Aves; Charadriiformes; Scolopacidae
Gene: HIPK4
Product: homeodomain interacting protein kinase 4
Exons: 2
Biological process (GO): peptidyl-serine phosphorylation; peptidyl-threonine phosphorylation
Cellular component (GO): nucleus; cytoplasm
Molecular function (GO): protein serine/threonine kinase activity; protein tyrosine kinase activity; ATP binding
Source: RefSeq, a predicted model, not a curated record